Prunus armeniaca (apricot) is the source of this 366-nucleotide messenger RNA. The record is from the annotation of a GenBank genome assembly. NCBI's taxonomy places the organism in Eukaryota, Viridiplantae, Streptophyta, Magnoliopsida, Rosales, Rosaceae.
AUGGGUUCAUCAAUCUUGGGUAACGAUAACAAGGAUACACAUACACCUUCUGCAUAUAAUGUUGAUACUUCAAUUCCUGAGGAACUUUCUCAACUCGGAUCUCAACCCAGUCCUAUUAAAUUCCUGGGUCCGCCAUUGAUCUUAUUAUUGCUUAUCCUUGUUCCAGCCUUUGGGUGGUUUGCCCUCAUCUUGUGGACCGCUUGUCUUGUGACAGUUGUGACCAAAUCCUACCAAUCUUUGAAAACAUUAUUGUAUACAACUGUUGCAGAUGCAGCAGUGGUUCGUCGUGCCUAUGGCAAGUUGAAGGAGCUCAUGAAUAGCCGCUUGCCAGAAGAAGCCGCAGACCAGAAGCAUGGGUUACCCUGA